Messenger RNA from Chlamydomonas reinhardtii, 4075 nucleotides. RefSeq lists its product as uncharacterized. The transcript has 5 exons. The coding region runs from base 262 to 3660 and encodes 1132 amino acids. Lineage: Eukaryota; Viridiplantae; Chlorophyta; Chlorophyceae; Chlamydomonadales; Chlamydomonadaceae. The record is from RefSeq and is a predicted model, not a curated record.
GCCUACUGCGCGACCAGCGCCUUCGCGGCCGUAUGUGCGCUGGAAGGUCUCUUCAACAAGUCAGGGCUCGCUGCGAACGGGGCGGCGCCCGGCUCGGAGCCAGCUACAGCGGUGGUGGCAGCGGGGCGGCGUGUGGCGCUGGCGCUGGUUCAGGCUGGUGCGGUGGACCUGUGCGCUCGUGCGGUGGCGGCCCAGCCGCCGUCUUGCAACAACGCGCCUUGGCAGCAACUGAUCAACGCCUGCAUAAAUCUGUUGGCUUGCAUGAGCUCCGUGGCACGUGCGGCUGAGAAGGAGGCGGGCGAUGCAUCCAGCAGCGGCCCCUGCAACCGUGCUGCUAGCGGCAGCAGUUGCGGCAGCGAGGCGUCGCUUGGUGAACUGGUGCUUCCCCGGACGCCCGACGGCCGCCACGCCGCGCUGGCUGUGGAGCUGCUGGCGGCGGUGCAGCGCAGUGCGGUGCUGGAGCACAUGUCGCGGGCGGUACUGCAGCUGUCGGCGGCGGAGCGGCGGGGGCAGCGGCAAGGCCCGAUGCAGCUGGGUCAGCCGCAGCCGCAGGAGGCAGAGAUAGCGUCCCCGCUUGUGACUGCUGCUGCCGCCGCGGAGGCGGCGUGCCAGCACCCGGCAAAUCGACUGAUGUUUUUGGUCCUGUACCUACUGCACAUGUACAGCGAGCUUGACCACGAGGUCCAGGGCAAAGGCCGUGUGUCACCGGCGCUGCAGCUGCGGCCGGGGCCCGCCUCGCAGUUUCUGAGGGCGGCGCACGUGGUGGUGCAGGUGGCGGCGGCGGAGGAGGACGCGCGCUUCGCCGCGCUUCGCCGGGUGCGCGCCGCGGACCCUUCCUACGUCUGCGGCCCUGCACUGCUAGGCGAUGCUGGAACUGGGUCCGGAUCCGCCGCAGCUGCUACCACUACUGCUGCUGCUGCGGCGGCGAUGGCGGCGGUGCAGGCGCCACUGCUGUACGGGCUGCAGCCGGAGCAGCUGCCGCUGCCGGUACUUGUGGAUGCAGAGCUGACGGGACCGUGUGCAUGGGACGAGCAUGACUGUGUGGUGCUCGACGUCUUACAGCUCCUGCGCACAGUCAGUGACUGGACCAACAGCCUCACAACCGCAAGCCACAACUCGCCGCUGGGCCAGCCGCCGCCGCUGCCCCAGCCGCCGUCACAACAGCAGCAGCAGCAGCAGCAGCAGCUGGUUGGCAGGGGAGCCCGCUCGGCCUUGGCGCUGCGUGUGGCACGUGUGGGGCUGCAGCGCUGGCGUGGCUUCCUGGAGCUGCUGCAGCUGCCCGAGUGGGCCCAGGCCGCUGGGGGGGCUGCUGCCGGGGCUGCAGGCUCAGGCGGGGCUGGCAGCAGUGGGCCUAGCAGCUCGAGCUCGGGCGCGAGCUCGGCAGCAGCGGCCAAACCCGCCAAGCCACUGAACCAGAAGCAGCUGCGGCAGCAGGCGGCUACGGCGGCGAAACAGCAGCAGGCGGCUGUAGCCAAAGCGGCGGCGGCAGCCGCGGAGCAGCGGCGGGAGGAGAAGCGGCGCGAGGUCGCGUUAGCGGCCGCAGCUGCGCGGCGGAAUGCGCGGCUGAAGGCAUACCAGCGGGGCGGCAUACCGCGUCGUUUGUGCCCGGCCCUGGUCGCUGACUGCCUGGUGUACGUGUACAAUGUCCACACCUGCCGGUGGUGUGUGGCCGCCGCCUCAGACUCCGCGCGCCUUUACGUGUCGUCCAUGGCGCAGUCCGCCGGCCUGCAGGGCUCGGCGGCUGCAGCAGCGCCGGCGGCGGGUGGUGAGCGGCACGAGGACGGCGGCGCGGCGUUGGAGGGCUGGUGGCGGGCGGUCGUGCACUACCUGCGGCUCAUAGCGGGCGACCCGGAAGCCCUGUGGGCCACCGGCGUCAGGCUGGGCGCUGUGCUCACAGCAGUUAACUGGGCUGGGACUGGGCUGCGUGUUUGCUCUUGCUCAUCGCGCGCCGCCGCGCUAACAUGUUCCUUCGCUCUUGUUCGUGACACUCCCCUGCUGCCGCCCUGUGCUCUGUUGUUUUCUUAUUCGCUCGUAGCACUGGUCGGCGCCGGCACGGACAGCAUAGCUGAGCAAAGCGCUGGUGUGCGCCUGUACGGCGGCGCCUGGCCCGCCGGUCCCAAGCGCGCGCCCGGGUCCACGUCCAGCUCCACGUCCGGAGUGGCAGCCGCCCCGGCAGCAGCCCCGGCAGCAGCAGCAGCAGCAGCAGCAGCAGCAGCAGCUGGCGCCCAGGGCUCGCGGACGCAGCGGCCCAUGCAGGACCCGCCGCAGGACCCGCAGUGUAUGGGCCGUGAGGUCGCCGCCCUGCUGGCCGCCCAGCGCGCCAACCUGUACCGCGGCCUGAGCCUGGGGCUGCUGCCGGCGCUGGAGGGGCUGGCGCGGGCGAUAGGCCAGCAGUCCGCUGCGGACCUUGUGGACCUGGUUGACAGGGCCUCAGAGUUGGAGAUCGCCGCGAGGGCGUGUGCGCACAGCAGGGCCCUUGUGGACUGGGGCGCGCUGGAGCACCUGCUGCUGGCGGCGCCGCUGCGCCAGGCCGCGGGCUACCUGGCCACCACCGCCAAGCUCACGCGCGUGUUCUUGGCCGCGGCAGUCCGCAGCGUGUCCGAAUCCCGGCGCCCUGACAGUGACGGGGCUGUCGCGCCCGCUGACAACGCCGUGCCCGCGGUCCUGUUGGUGGGGGAGCAGCAGGUGCCGCUGCGCGUGCUGCGGGCCAUGCGGGCGGGCAGCCGGCACAGCAGCCGCCUCAGCAGCGGCCGCAGCAGUGCUGCCGGCGGCAACAGCAGCGGCACGAGCACCGCUGCCGCAAACCCCCAGCCAGGGAGCCAGGAGCAGCAGCAGCAGCUGCGGCGGCGGGUGGAGGUGGUGUCGCUGCUAGUCGCCACUCGGCUGCCAACCGCCUUGCUGAACUGGACGAUUGCCUCUGAGGGUGACUUGCUGACAACGCCAGCCGCAAGCGAGGCGGCGGUGGCGCUGGUGCUCUCUGUGCUGGAGUGGGUGCCGGUGCUGGUGCUGGCGCACCUGCUGGCACUCGAGCGCGGCGACGCCAAGGCGGCGGCGGAGUGGCGGAGCUUCAUCGUGGUGGAGGUCAAUCCGCUGCUGUCCAUUGCCAAGCUCGUCACCGGCGGCAGCGGGAAACUGAAGCUGAGUCGGGAGCAGCAGCUGUGCCUGGCCCGUGCGGCGGGAGCCAUGUCGGCAGGCCUGCACGCCGACGUCGUGCGCAACGACGGCCACCAGCUGCUGGCGGACGUGUUCGGGAGCUGCUUGUCAGCGGGCGUGCAGGCGGCGGCGGGGGCGUGCCAUGGCAUGCCUUGGGAUCUAGGCGAGCCGGGAGCGGCGGCGCGGGCGGAGGUCCUGGCGGCGCUGCGGGCCGGCGGCGGCAGCAGCAGCAGCAGCGGCAGCGGCCGGCAGGAGCAGGACGUCAGGGGGUCCUGGAUCACGCCGGUGGCGGUGGAGGACGUGGCGCUGCUGCUGCCGCCGGCCGAGGUGCGGCGGCGGCUGCGGCUGUGCGCCAAUGUGGGCUGCGUGGAGCUGCAGGGGGCCGCUGAGGCAUGUGUGCGGCUGGCGGUGGCGUGCCCGGGCUGCGGCGCGGUGCGGUACUGCAGCAGCCAGUGUGCGGGGCAGCGCUCGGGGUGUGUGGACCGGCCGGGCAUAACCUGCUGCUGAGCCGCGGCGCCGCGGCCGGUGGUGUCGCAGCCCGCCCGCUGCGGGGCAGCUGCGGCACCACCAGCGUAGCGGUGACGCGCCUAGGAGUGCGGUGGGGGUGCGAGGACGAAGCUGCUGAGUGCUGCUUGGUUCGCUUGCACGGAAGUGGGAAAUGUUCUUGCGCAGGGCUAAUGUAUGGGUUGGGGUCUUCAAUCUAUCGAGCAGAUGUGCAUGGCUGGCACCUCUAGACCGUGUGCACGAGCAAGGCGGCGAGGUGUGGUGUGGGGUGUGGCGCGGUGUGGUGCGGUGUGGUGUGGUGGGCGGGGCUGAGCGGGCUGCAGGCUACCGUGUGUGGGGCACUGGGCCUGUGGGUGCCACUUAUCUGCCUUGAGAGCCUGGGACUGCAGAGGAUUCAUGACUGUAAUCUGUGAGCAUG